AACCUUGUCCGGUAUGACUACUCGCAAAUCAUGUUACAAUCGCUUUAUCACAUGUGGCCCUUUACAAACAUAUGUUGACUAACUAAAUACGGUAUAAAAGCCCACCAAACCGAUGUAGUAGUACAUUUCUCAUCUGAACAUUCGAGAGCUUCAACGCGAAAUGAUUCUAAAAAUUGUACUUUUGUGUGGUGCCGUGGCGGCUGUACACGGUGGAGGUUUGAUCGCUCCGGCGUACAGCGCACCAUACAGUUAUGGCGCUUGGAACCCGUACAGCUCAUAUCCGGCUCAACCCGCCUUGGCCUCUCAACACUCGAACACAUAUAGGUCACCAUUCAACCUCGGACAGAUUUCAACAUACAGUAAAUCAGUGGAUACACCUUUCUCGAGUGUGCGUAAGGCUGAUAUUCGUGUGAGUAAUCCCGGUGUAGCUGUGGCUCCUGCUUACAGUAGCUUUGCAGCACCUUAUGUGUCCCACGUUGGAGUUGCGGCACCUGUUGCUAAAGUGGCUACGACAGGGGGUCUCCUAGGGGUAGCAUAUUCAGCAGCUCCAACUGUCUCCCAUAUGACAUAUACCAACGGGCUUGGCUUUGCAUACGGCUGGUAAAACCGAAAAUACGCUUAUAAUAAGAAAUUUAUCAUAUUAUUUAUAAAGCAUUGAAAGAUUCCUCGUUAUUUGUUACCUGUUAGUUAUUAACUUUAUUUAUUUACCUACAUAAUUACUUGAAUAAAAGUGUGUUAUUAAAA
Molecule: messenger RNA, 744 nt
Organism: Bombyx mandarina (wild silkworm)
Lineage: Eukaryota; Metazoa; Arthropoda; Insecta; Lepidoptera; Bombycidae
Gene: CPF
Product: cuticular protein 44-aa motif
Source: RefSeq, a predicted model, not a curated record